Drosophila innubila is the source of this 1439-nucleotide messenger RNA. RefSeq names its product F-box only protein 28 (gene pall). The transcript is spliced from 3 exons. Gene Ontology annotation, biological process: protein polyubiquitination. The record is from RefSeq and is a predicted model, not a curated record. Lineage: Eukaryota; Metazoa; Arthropoda; Insecta; Diptera; Drosophilidae. Bases 260 to 1273 code for a protein of 337 amino acids. Gene Ontology annotation, molecular function: protein binding.
UCAAAUCACAGGAACGCAGAAAAAAUUUGGUUGUUGCAUGAAAAGUAAUAGAAUUAAGCGAAUUAAAGCAUUUUACGUCGAUUAAAAUAUUAUUUAUAUAGCACAAUACCGCAGCAUGAAGUGCAAUAAAUAGUGCAAGCAUUAAAUAACAAAUAAGAAACAGCGUCGCCACGUUUGCUGCGCUCGCUUACUGCGAAUUUAUUUUGGUGUUUGGUUUUGUUUCAAUUAAUUUUCUUGGCACAGAAAGUUUAUUUACGAAAUGAAUAUCUUGGACUUACCGGACACAGUGUUGAUGGACAUAUUGGAACUGCUCACGUACGAUGAGGUAGCCAGGAAACGAGAGAUUUGCGUUCGCUUCAAUUACAUUUGCCAACAGGUGUUGAAUACGGGAUUUAAUAAGGUUGUGCAGGAGCAUGCCAAGAAUUUUAAACGCAUCAAGUCGCUUCUACCACGUCGCGAAUCGGAACGACGUAAUCACAUGCUAGCGCGCCACUCCGACAUCCUGACCUCCAUCGAGACGCGUAUUUCUAUGCUGACAAUGACUUACUCAAAGUUUAUAGAUCUUAAUGUAUGUUGCUUUAUACCUGGUCGCGUGCUAGACGAGAUCAUCAGCAUAUUGAAACUGUUGGCCAGCACAACGAAACCUCUGCGUCCCCAUGAAGUAUUGCAAGAGCUGCGCGAUAUCUCAUCGAUGGCUAUUGAGCAUUUUGAUGAAAAGAUUGCCGUCAACUUUAAAUUGGCCAUGAAACUAAACGAAUCUUCAGGCUCGGGAAGCGGACGUGUCGUUGUCUGCGGUUCCCUGGGUGACAUUAGCUUCAACGGUGUAAAAGUAGCUCCAAUGAAGAAGGCUCCAGUGCAACAACAACAGUCGCAAUGCCAAAAUACAAUCUGCAUCAAAACCAAAACCGAUGCCUUGUUUCAACAGGCACUUUUAUUGGCCAAAUCACUGCCCACCAGUGCAGCAGGCACCGAUGGCAACCAGUGCACUUGUGAUCGCGAUCUAUCCAAGCAGUUGCAGAGACAAUGGCAAACACAGAAAUUACUGACGUCACGAAUACGGUUCCUUGAAGUAUCACGCAGGGGACAAGAGCGUCGUUUGCAGGAAGCAGUGGGCAGCAUUACAGAACUUACCACACAGGUGUCGGAGUUGAAGCGUCAACUCGAGGAUGUGUUGGCCAAGGGCAAAAGCUUGGAGGCGUCUCCCAGUACCGCUGUUAAACGCUCAGCGGUCGCCUCAGACUGUCUGCCGCCUAGCAAGAAACCAAAAGCUUAGUGUUUUCUCAUGUAGGUGAAGAUUACUGUAAUGUAUGAUCUUAGGUUAAAUAGUGUACUUAGUAUUGAAUCAUAUAGAUUAAGAUCACAAGUCUCGAUAAUUAUUUCUCAAUGAAUACUGCCGCAUUACAAUAUUUUCAAAUAUAUAUGCAUGUAUAAAUAAAAAA